UGGUCACAUGACCAGAUUCACUGCUCGCUCUGUUUGUUGCUAAAUCGGUACUUCACAGCGCCUUGAAUGACUCCGUUGUUUGUUUUUAGUCAAAUUAAAGAUACAAAAGACAAACUUUAGUUCUUGGUUUCGCUUUAGAAAUAAGAGAAGAACCGAACCGAAACUGUUUUAUGGUACCUUUGAAAACAGAUCUAACAAACAUCUUCCGGUGUCCUGUUGUCUUUCAGUAUAAAAAUGCAUGUAUCCUAUAAUCAGCUUGAAGGGGAACAGGGCAGAAGACAAGACAACAGGAAAGAACUAAUGUAUUCCAGGUGUGUGUUAGCACUGGCUACUUUAGCUACGAUGCUGCUGACUGCCAUGGCCGUCUACAACCUGCUGACCCCGAGGGAGAGUCGUUUCCAUCCUGUCCCGAGCAGUGGUCAACGUCUGCCCAAGACUGAGUCGUGCUCCGACCCCUGCCAGAUUGUUGUAGUGGAGAGCAUCCCUGAAGGUCUUGUGUUUAACUCCAGCGUCACACACCCUUCCAUCUUCCAGGCCUGGCUCAGUCUGAUGGCUGAGGCCCAGAGUAGCAUUGACAUUUCUUCAUUCUACUGGACGCUCACUAACAAAGACACUGGCACUCAGGAGCCCACGGCUUACCCGGGUGAGACCAUCCUGAAGGCACUGGGGGAACUCUCAGGGAAGUUGUCCGUUCGUAUCGCUGUGAAUUUGCCACAAGCGACGCAACCUAAGGAAGACCUCCAGCUGCUGACUGACUCGGGAGCUGAAGUCAGGACAGUUAACAUGAGAAAGCUCACCUCAGGCGUCCUUCACACCAAGUUCUGGGUCAUAGAUAAGAAGCAUGUGUACAUCGGCAGUGCCAACAUGGACUGGAGGUCUCUCACACAGGUGAAGGAACUUGGUGCAGUGAUCUACAACUGCAGCUGUUUGGCUGCAGAUCUGGGUAAGAUAUUUGAAGCCUAUUGGUUCCUGGGGGAGAGUCAGUCCAUCCCAUCCCCAUGGCCUAACAGCUUUUCCACACUCUACAACAUGGACACUCCUCUCCAACUGCCACUCAACGGCACUCCUUCUGAUGUCUAUUUAACGAGUUCCCCACCAUCCCUGUGUGCAGCUGGUCGAACCCCAGACCUUCGAUCUAUCCUCAGUGUCAUCGAGGAUGCACAAAGCUUUGUCUACAUUGCCGUCAUGAACUACCUGCCCACCAUGGAGUUUUCACACCCUAAAAAGUACUGGUCUGACAUUGACAACCAGCUGAGAAGAGUGGCGUACGAAAAACGUGUCAGAGUUCGUCUCCUGAUCAGCUGCUGGGCCAGUAGCCAACCUGUCAUGAUCCCCUUCCUCAGAUCACUGGCCUCGGUCUACGAGCCCAAGAGUAAACUUGACAUUCAAGUGAGGCUGUUUGUGGUUCCUGCCAGCCCAAAACAGAAGGAAAUACCCUUUGCCAGAGUCAACCAUAACAAGUACAUGGUCACGGACAAGAUAGCUUAUAUUGGUACAUCCAACUGGUCGGGUGACUACUUUGUGCACACUGCUGGCUCAGCAUUGGUGGUCAACCAGACCGCACAGUCUCAGUCCACAGAGCCCACUGUCCAGUCACAGCUGCAGGCUGUGUUUGAAAGAGACUGGAGCUCUGACUACAGCACUCCCCUCACACAAUACUCCGACCUCAAAGACUUCUGAAUUUCUUUGUAGGACCUAAAGAAAGGAGCUCUCUGUGAAGGUGACAAGGACGAUCCUCUAUCGGUCACACGUUCCUCUGACCUUGCCUGAGGCUGCCGGAAGAGGGCAGCAACUGAUCCACUGCAGUUACUGGCAACCUGCGACCAACGGCCAAAUAUGAGAAAUAUAUAUAUAUAUAUAUAUAUUUAAAAACAGGAUCACUAAGGAUCCUGGAUCCAUCUGGAAGAUCUGGAAGAAAUCUGGAAGAAAGCCCAAGCAUAUACAGGGAAAACAUGCAAACCUCACACGGAUAGCCCUGUGAUCGAAGCAGUGAACUGGCGAC
This is a messenger RNA of Cynoglossus semilaevis (tongue sole), 2002 nucleotides long. It is a transcript of the gene pld3, whose product is annotated as phospholipase D family member 3. Gene Ontology annotation, molecular function: catalytic activity. NCBI's taxonomy places the organism in Eukaryota, Metazoa, Chordata, Actinopteri, Pleuronectiformes, Cynoglossidae. The transcript has 14 exons. The record is from RefSeq and is a predicted model, not a curated record. The coding region runs from base 235 to 1680 and encodes 481 amino acids.